GGCACCAGGAAGCUUCCAUCACCGUCUAACCUACCGCCCUACCCAACACAUCAAACGAAUCUCCCACCUCCCGACGCUUUAAUCCUUUCUGUACCGUUCAGGAGGAGUGAUCAGGGCCCAGUCAUUCCCUUUCUCCAUCUUGAGCUUGUCCGGCCCUUCUCAUCUGAGAAGUCGCAAAACCUCUCCUCUUUCGUUUCCCACUCGGCCUCGCACAGCUUCCAGGAUGGCGUCCAUCUUCGAGCAAUCCGGUAGCGGCACCCUCUUCCUCGGUGGCCAGAAGAUCUCGGGUGCAGAUAUUAGAGAUCGAAAUGUCCUAGCAACACAGGCUAUUGCCAACGUCGUAAAGAGCUCCUUCGGCCCCAGCGGUCUCGACAAGAUGAUGGUGGAUGAUAUUGGUGACGUCACGGUAACCAACGACGGCGCGACCAUUCUCAGCCUCCUCGACGUCGAAGACCCGGCCGGCAAGAUUCUCGUAGAUCUAGCGCAUCAACAAGACAAGGAAGUCGGCGAUGGUACCACCUCGGUUGUCCUGAUCGCCGCCGAAUUGCUGCGCCGGGGUAACGACCUAAUGAAGAACCGCAUCCACCCGACGACCAUCAUCACGGGCUACCGCUUAGCUCUCCGCGAGGCCAUCAAGUACAUGAAUGAGAACGUCAGCAUCAAGGUUGAGAACCUCGGUCGGGACUCGCUCGUCAACAUCGCCAAGACCUCCAUGUCCAGCAAGAUUAUCGGUUCCGACUCGGAUUUCUUCGCCAACAUGGUGGUUGAUUCUAUGCUUGCCGUCAAGACGACCAACAACCGCAACGAGACCAAGUAUCCCGUCAAGGCGGUGAACAUCCUCAAGGCGCACGGAAAGAGCGCGCUUGAGUCGAUGCUCGUCAAGGGCUAUGCCCUCAACUGCACCGUGGCGUCGCAGGCCAUGCCGACCAGAAUACAAGAUGCCAAGAUUGCCGUGCUGGACAUGAACCUGCAAAAGGAGCGCAUGAAGCUGGGUGUCCAGAUCACCGUCGACGACCCGCAGCAGCUGGAACAGAUCCGGGCGCGCGAGUCGGGCAUGGUCCUGGAACGGGUGGAUAUGAUCCUCAAGGCGGGCGCCAACGUGAUUCUGACCACCAAGGGCAUCGACGACCUCGUGCUCAAGACAUUCGUCGAGCGGGGCGCCAUGGGCGUUCGGAGGUGCAAGAAGGAGGACCUGCGGCGGAUCGCCAAAGCCACCGGAGCCACUCUGCUCAGCACGCUCUCGGAUCUCAACGGCGACGAGAGGUUCGAGCCGUCCUACCUCGGCCAUGCCGACGAAGUCGUACAGGAGCGCAUCUCGGACGACGAAUGCAUCCUGGUGAAGGGCACCAAAACGCACUCUUCGGCGUCCAUCAUCCUCCGCGGGUCGAACGACUUGCAGCUGGACGAGAUGGAGCGGUCGGUUCACGACUCGCUCAGCGCCGUCAAGAGGACGCUGGAGAGCGGGACCAUCGUACCGGGCGGCGGCGCCGUCGAGACGGCGUUGCACAUCUACCUGGAGGAGUUCGCGGGGACUGUGGGGUCGCGGGAGCAGCUGGCGAUUGCCGAGUUCGCGCAGUCGCUCCUGGUGAUCCCCAAGACGCUGGCGGUGAACGCGGCCAAGGACGCGGCGGAGCUGGUGGCGCAGCUGCGGUCGCGGCACGCACUGUCGCAGCGGAUCCAGGAGGGUGAAGCGAACGAGGACGAGAAGGUGGUGGCGCACAAGAAGAACUACAAGAACUACGGCCUGGACCUGACGCGGGGCAAAGUCAUCGACGAGAUCAAGGCCGGCGUGCUGGAACCGACGUUGAGCAAGUCCCGGCAGCUCAAGAGCGCGGUCGAGGCGUGCAUUAGCAUCAUGCGCAUUGAUACCAUGAUCCAGCUAGACCCUGAGCAGCCGGGCGAGGAGGAUGAUGGGCAUGGUCACUAAAGAGUCUUUCGUGUUGUCGGGGGCGAGGGAGAAGUUUUAAGACGGG
This is a messenger RNA of Sodiomyces alkalinus F11, 1973 nucleotides long. Its product is annotated as T-complex protein 1 subunit alpha. Gene Ontology annotation, cellular component: chaperonin-containing T-complex. NCBI's taxonomy places the organism in Eukaryota, Fungi, Ascomycota, Sordariomycetes, Glomerellales, Plectosphaerellaceae. Gene Ontology annotation, molecular function: ATP hydrolysis activity; ATP-dependent protein folding chaperone; ATP binding. The transcript is spliced from 3 exons. The record is from RefSeq and is a predicted model, not a curated record. Gene Ontology annotation, biological process: protein folding. The coding region runs from base 224 to 1927 and encodes 567 amino acids.